AUGAAUCGCAAGCUCCAACCGAUAAAAGAUACUUGGAAAAAGAAAGCCAUGUCCCUUUGUUCUGAUGGGUGGUCGGAUAGACAACGAAGGCCACUGAUAAACAUAAUGGCUGCAUCAGUAGGUGGUGCAAUGUUCUUAAAGGCAGUUGAUGCAAGUGGCAACAUAAAUGAUGCUAAUUAUGCUGCUGGAGGCAUAAUUGAAGGUAUAUAUCCUCACAUAUUUUGGACUCAAUGUGUUCUGCAUUGCCUAAAUUUAGCUUUAAAAAGUAUUUGUGAACCAUCUGAAAAUUCACCUCAAUUUGCUAAAUGUAAGUGGAUUGCUGAUUUGGUGAGUAGUGUGCAAAAUAUAAGAAAUUCCAUUGUUAACCAUGGCAUGGUACUUUCAAUUUUCAACACUUACUCGGAAUUGGGUUUGCUAAAAAUAACGGAAACAAGAUUUGCAUUAAGCAUUAUUAUGGCAAAACGCAUGAGGGAAGUGAAGGAUGCACUUGAGAAGAUGGUGAUGGAUCCAAGUUGGAGAAUGUUAGCAGACACUGAUGCUCCUGUUCUCCAUUUGAUUUAUGAUAUAUGGGACACAAUGAUUGAGAAAGUUAAAUAUAGAAUAUUUGGACAUGAAAACCAAGAUCUGCUCACUGGCCAAUCUAAUUUCUUUGACAUCAUUCACAAUAUUUUGGAGACAAGAUGGAAAAAAAGCAACAAUCCACUGCAUUGUAUGGCUCAUUCAUUGUUCCCUAAAUACUACAUUGAAGCUUGGAUUGGAGGUGGAAGUGAUGGAGUUCCACGGCUCUCACCACAUGAAGAUCAAGAGGUUUCUUUAAAUAGAAGCAAAUGUUUCAAACGAUUAUUUUGCAAUCAAGAUGAUCUUCGAAAAGUUUAUAUCGAAUAUGGAGCUUUUUCAAGUGGAUUUAGUUACUUUAAUGAGCCUCAUGUUAUUAAUGCAAAAUUGUUUGAGGAACCAAUUUCAUGGUGGGCUAAUCAUAGUGCUUUAACACCAAUGUUACAAGCUUUAGCAUUCGAGUUGCUUUCACAGCCCGCAUCAUCAUCUUGUUGCGAAAGAAAUUGGAGUACAUAUUCUCUUCUUCAAAGCAUCAAAAGAAACAGAUUGACUACAAGUAGAGCUGAGGAUUUGGUCUUUGUAUAUUGCAACUUCCGUCUCUUGUCAAGAAAAAAGAAAGAAUACAAGGAAGGGUCAACAAAGUAUUGGGUCUUGUGUGGUGAUAGGUUUGAUACUGAUGAUAAUACUUUUGGGGAACUUGUGGAGCUUUCCAUCAAUGAGCCUGAGUUAGAGCUUAUGACAUUUGAUGAAGAGUUUGAAAAGAGUACUACCUUAGGGACUGAACUAACUAAAUUCCAACAAGGAAUGAUGGAUUGA
This is a messenger RNA of Cornus florida, 1371 nucleotides long. RefSeq lists its product as uncharacterized. Gene Ontology annotation, molecular function: protein dimerization activity. Bases 1 to 1371 code for a protein of 456 amino acids. NCBI's taxonomy places the organism in Eukaryota, Viridiplantae, Streptophyta, Magnoliopsida, Cornales, Cornaceae. The transcript is spliced from 4 exons. The record is from RefSeq and is a predicted model, not a curated record.